AUGGCGUCGGCCUUGAUGGCAUUCGUGCAGGGCCUUGGAGCCGAAAAGCAGGAUAAUGAUACAGCCACGGUUCAGGACGAGAAGAAGCCAACCCCGCCUCAAGAAGCGGAUGAGGUCGACGACGCAGAUGAUGAAGACAUGUUCGGCGACAGUGGCGAUGAACAAACGCCACCACAGAAAGCCCCGACGCUGCUGGAGGUCGCCAAGCAAGAAGUUGCGUCUGCCUCACCGUCGCUGAUGGAGGUUGCCAAAAGUCUCGAGGUUGAAGUGCCUCGGCAGCAGAGUGACCAGCCCAAGCCAACGCUUGCUGCAAUAGCAGCAGAAAUGAAUCAAGAGGAAGUCGAUCGCGAAACGAGUCAGGCUCAAUUCGACAAGGUGCAGCGCGCCCUCGAUACCGUGAGCUCGGAAGUCAGAGCUGAACGGGUCGCCCACCGCAAUGAAGAGGUAGUGUCCGGAUUGAAGGCUGCCGUCGGGGAGCAGCAGCAACAAUAUGAAGACGAAGACUUUGAAGACGAUGCUGCGAGUGUUCGUGCGGCAGCGGAGGCGCUGGCUGCUAGUGUUGCUAAGGCGAAAUCGGUGGGUCACCGCUCACCCAGUCGAGUUCGCUCGAAGCCCUUGAAGAAGGGGCCAACAUCCAGUCAAUCGUUGAGCAAGCUCGAGUUGCAACGCGCAAUGCAGGACAAGCUGAGUGCGUUCCAGUUCCAGCAGCUAUCGAUCACCCAGCGACGUAUCUUUCUUGCUUCCCUUGCUCAAGCAGACAGCGCGAACAAUUCGAAGCCCAAAAAGCGCGUGGCUAACAGAGAGGCUCUGAACGAACUUGCCAAGGACAAGUUUACUCAAGCUCGUCAGAAGCAGAAGCCGCGGCACGAGUUCGCGCGUUUGGAUGACAACCGCCAUUGCCGGUUCACUCCAAGACUUCACAAUAGCUCGAGCAAGAAGAAGCUGUCGAACAACGACUCGGACGACGAUGAAGGCCCGGGGGGCAGUAGAGGUGCAGCCCUACGCCGAAACGAAGACUUUGUGCGGCGUAUGGAGGCAGCAGAACGAGCUCGUCGCGAGCAGCUCCGGCGAACACGCGAGGAAGCGGCGUAUCUGGCGCGUGUGGACAAGAAGGAGUGUCCCAGCUGUGGUAACCCGCAGUCUUACUCGGAGCUCACCCAAAAGCGCAAGAAGUGUCCGAACUGCGGUGUCACGUACAAGAGCCGAAUCGCUUGGAGUGACGUCGCGAAAGAGUUCCUCACGCGCAUGGAGGAGUUCCAGCAAAGCUGCAAGGAGAGACAGCGAGAAAGGCAGGAAGAAAGCGAACGCCAAGAAGCUUUAUCGUGCAGACCCGAGGACGAUGAGGAAGACGCGAAGAAGACGUGGGAGGACGUGCGCGACGAGUUCCUAGGGCGUCUACAGCUGGACUUGGAGUACCGCGAGAUGUCUCGGGCGGUCAUUUGGGAGGAGAUCCAGCGCGAAUGCUCCUUCUCGCCGUCCAUUACACGUCGCGCUCAGCAGCUGGAGAUUGGUGACUUUGAUGAACGACUGCGGCGAGACCUGGACGAGCGUCGACUGCGCCGGGAGCAGCUCGCAGCGAGAGCAGAAGCCGCCGCUGCCAGAGAGCGGGAAUUUGAGCGACGGAAUGCAUCCUCCAAGUCUAAGAAGCACAUCACUCCAUCAGCUCCAUUCCAGGAGCGAUUGCGUCAGGACUUAGCUAAGCGUCGUGCUCGUGAAAAGCAGCAACGUUGGUGA
This is a messenger RNA of Phytophthora sojae, 1734 nucleotides long. RefSeq lists its product as hypothetical. The transcript is spliced from 3 exons. Bases 1 to 1734 code for a protein of 577 amino acids. Lineage: Eukaryota; Oomycota; Peronosporomycetes; Peronosporales; Peronosporaceae. The record is from RefSeq and is a predicted model, not a curated record.